This is a messenger RNA of Actinia tenebrosa (Australian red waratah sea anemone), 653 nucleotides long. RefSeq lists its product as uncharacterized. The record is from RefSeq and is a predicted model, not a curated record. Gene Ontology annotation, biological process: cilium assembly. NCBI's taxonomy places the organism in Eukaryota, Metazoa, Cnidaria, Anthozoa, Actiniaria, Actiniidae.
AACCAAGAUGGCGGACGAAACGAUUUGUUUUUCUGGGAGUUCAGCCGAAGAAAUCGAGCAAGCAAAGUUGUUUUGGAAGUCGAUUUAUCCUCCAGCUAAACCUAAAUCUGCUUUAAAUGUUAAAGGCAUAGAUCAUCGGCUUCAUACUGCUCAAAAGCCACAAAACGAAGUCAACUACGCACACCACGGUAUAGAGUAUUUUAAGACACAAGAUAUGGAUCCAGCUUUAGAUCGAUACAAGCAAGACGCAGAAAGACAAAGAAUUCUCGAAGAAGCAGAAUACGCAGAAAAAAUGCAAGAAUUCAGAAAAGAGGCACAAUAUCUCAAUCAAAAAAGAAAGCAAGAGCGAAUGAAGAAAGAAGAAAUUUCAAGCAAAGUCAUGCAACGAACACAUGACCAACUGAUUCAAAUUUCAGAUUCAGAAGAAGAGGACGAAGAAGGAAGACAAGCCAUGGAUGACAUCGAAAAAUUUGAAGCCAGACUUGUACAACAAGAAAAGCUCAAACCAAGUUGAAUGCCCACUGGACUGAGGAUCAGUCAGGGAAUUAAAACUCUUUAUGAAGCAGCUAGAGCUAAAGAUAUCCAAAGUUAUUUUUUCAAAUAUUUAUUGAAGACAAAUUGUCUGCGUUUGUAAAUAAAUUCAUUCCUUUGGC